Carassius gibelio (silver crucian carp) is the source of this 2621-nucleotide messenger RNA. RefSeq names its product neurogenic locus notch homolog protein 1-like. Gene Ontology annotation, biological process: axon guidance; Notch signaling pathway. The record is from RefSeq and is a predicted model, not a curated record. Gene Ontology annotation, cellular component: cell surface; signaling receptor complex; plasma membrane. Lineage: Eukaryota; Metazoa; Chordata; Actinopteri; Cypriniformes; Cyprinidae. Gene Ontology annotation, molecular function: calcium ion binding. The coding region runs from base 677 to 2596 and encodes 639 amino acids. The transcript is spliced from 10 exons.
UUGUGAAUGGCAGUGAAGAGUUGCAACUGAUGCUGGAAGGUAACGCAGUAUGACAGCAUGACCAAAAUAGCAUGUCAAGAUUAUUUUCAUUCUACACACAUUCAUAGUAUAUAGAACAUAUUUUUUAGCUGUCACAAAUUAAUUACUUGUCAAAAAUAAGUACCUACUCAAGAGUACGUAACUUCAGAUGCAGCCAAAGGGCAUAUCCCAGAUGUUCGCCAACCCUGGCAUAUCCCAUAGUCACUUGACAAGUUGUCUGUUUACGUAAUGUAUUUUCUGUAUUUGACCCAAGUGUUCAAGUGGACAAAAAGACGUUGUAGGCCCUGUCCCACAUGGCAAACUUCACAUGCACGUUUGGUCUUUCAAUUGCCACUAUCCAUUAAGUCCAUGAAACUGUAGGUUGUCCCCUUCAUCAUUUUAGCACUCAUAAGUGUGCUUGCAGCUUUAAUUAAUAAUUAUAUAAGAAACUUUUUAAUUCACUUACAGCCUGAUCUCUAUUAUUUGGUAUAAAUAAUCUGUUAAACGAUAAAUAAUCUGAUUCACUUAGAGACUGUGAAUAAUAUUUGUGAUUGUGACAUUUCUGUGUGUCAGGUGUUCUCCUGGUUUCUUAGGUGAGUACUGUCAGCAUAAGGACCCAUGUACUGAGGGAUAUUGUUUGAAUGGAGGAAAGUGCACCAUGAUCACCAUAGCCAGAGUACCCCAGCGUGGCUGUGUGUGUCCUCUGGGAUACUCUGGGGUGCGAUGCGAGUUAAAUGACAAUAACUUUGACAAUCCUUGUACCAAUGGGGGGAAGUCCUUGCUCCUCCCCAACAACCAGUACAAAUGCCAGUGUGCCCAUGGAUGGACAGGUCAGCAUUGUGAGCAAGAGGACACAUGUCUGUCCAGCCCAUGUGCCAACGGUGGUAUCUGCUAUACUCUGCCCAAUCGUGAAUUCACUUGUACCUGUCCUCCUGGUUACCAUGGCUCCCGUUGUCUCAAUGACACAGAUGAGUGUGUUUCCUUCCCGUCUCUGUGCAAGAACGAAGGCGUGUGUCUGAAUACCCCAGGCUCAUAUCGAUGUAACUGCCAACCCGGCUUUACCGGCCUCCACUGUGAGAUGAUUUACGUGCCCUGCUUUCCAUCCCCCUGCCUCAAUGGUGGAACCUGCCGGCAGAUGACAGACACAACUUAUGUAUGCCACUGCCUGCCAGGUUUUAGUGGACAAAACUGUGAGGUGAACAUUGAUGAUUGUCCGAAUCACCGCUGUCAGAAUGGAGCCACAUGCAUGGAUGGAGUGAACACUUACAACUGCCAGUGCCCACCUGAAUUUACUGGUCAGUUUUGCACUGAUGACGUGGAUGAAUGCAGUCUGCAGCCAAACCCCUGUCAGAAUGGAGGCAUGUGUAGAAACACACUCAGUGGCUACAACUGCGUGUGUUUGAACGGCUGGGCCGGCCCUGACUGCUCUGAAAACAUUGAUGACUGCGCAGUUAAGGCCUGUGCUGCCGGCUCCACUUGCAAAGACCGCGUGGCUUCCUUCAUUUGUAGCUGCCCUCCUGGCAAAACUGGUUUGCUGUGUCAUAUUGAUGAUGCCUGCACCAGUAACCCAUGCAAGAUGGGAGCUCAAUGUGACACGAACCCCAUCAAUGGCAAGUUCAACUGUAACUGCCCCUCAGGGUACAAGGGCAGCACCUGUGCAGAGGAUAUCGACGAGUGUGUGAUCGGACCAAACCCAUGUGAGCACGGUGGUUUGUGUAAGAACACAGUGGGCUCAUUCACCUGUAACUGCACUCCAGGUUACACAGGUCCACGCUGUGAGCAGGACAUCAACGAAUGUGGCUCUCACCCCUGCUAUAAUCACGCCACCUGCUUGGACCAGAUAGGAGGUUACUUUUGCUUAUGUAUGGCAGGUUUUAAUGGACAAAACUGUGAGGUGAACAUUGAUGAUUGUCCGAAUCACCGCUGUCAGAAUGGAGCCACAUGCAUGGAUGGAGUGAACACUUACAACUGCCAGUGCCCACCUGAAUGGACUGGUCAGUUUUGCACUGAUGACGUGGAUGAAUGCAGACUACAGCCCAACGCCUGUCAGAAUCGAGGCAUGUGUAGAAACACACUCAAUGGCUACAACUGCGUGUGUUUGAAUGGCUGGGCCGGCCCUGACUGCUCUGAAAACAUUGAUGACUGCGCAAAUAAUCCCUGCACCGCUGGCUCCACUUGCAUCGACGGCGUGGCUUCCUUCCGUUGCAGCUGCCCUCCUGGAAAGGCUGGUUUGCUGUGUCAUAUUGAUGAUGCCUGCACCAGUAACCCAUGCAAGAUGGGAGCUCAAUGUGACACGAACCCUGUCAAUGGCAAGUUCAACUGUAACUGCCCCUCAGGGUACAAGGGCAGCACCUGUGCAGAGGAUAUCGACGAGUGUGUGAUCGGACCAAACCCAUGUGAGCACGGUGGUUCGUGUAAGAACACAGUGGGCUCAUUCACCUGUAACUGCACUGCAGGUUACACAGGUCCACGCUGUGAGCAGAACAUCAACGAAUGUGGCUCUAACCCCUGCCAAAAUCACGCCACCUGCUUGGACCUUAAAGGAGAUUACAUUUGCUUCUGUAUGGCAGGUACUUAGAUGCGCGCUCACACACACUGUAAUA